AUGAGUACUAAUGGAUCGACUGUAAAUGAUCUAUAUAUUAAUAAAGUAAAUAACGAAGAGAAAAUAAUAAAUAGACAAAGCAGUUCUUUGGCUGAAAAUAUUAUGAAAUGUAAUGACGAUCAAUUAAAAGUGGCAUGCUCGAAAAAUAAAAAGGAUCAUAAAAUUUCACGUAUAGAAACAUUUUCUCAUAAAUAUUAUGAAAGAGAACAUAUAAAAAUACGGAAAGAUUAUUAUACUAUUAAAAGUGAUGCUACAGUAACAUCCAUGAAUAGCAACAUAAAUAGAGAGAAUUGUGCCAACCAAGGCACUAGUGACGAAUGGGUGAAUGAUCACGAAAAUAAUAACACUGUUAGUAAUCAUGACUAUAACAAUAAAAUCGAGUAUGGUGAUACAAUACAUUAUAGCAGCAUAUCCAGUGAAGCUAUUAACAAUACAUUUAGUGAUAUUGAUGAGGAUAUAUAUAAUGAUAAUAAUAAUGAAAAAGAAAAUGAGAUGCAUAGCACCAAAAUCGAUUGUAUAUUAAAUCAAACCAAGGAAAACGAAGAUAAAAAUAUAAUAAAAUUCACGGAAGAAAAUAAUUUAUGUAAUAAUACCACCAUAAACAAAACAUGCUCUAAUAUCGAUGAACAAAGCAUACAAAAUACCGAGCCGGAUAAUGGGGUAACGAAAAAGGGGGAUGAUUCAGAAGGAGAAAGCUGGAUUGAAAUUGGAAAAUCUUUCAACUUUUGGGAUGCACUAACAAAUAAUUUUAAAAAUAUAUUUUUACCAAAAAGGGAGGACGCUAAUAUAGAUGGAAAUGUCUCUGAUAAGAAUGACAAGGAAGUCAAAGAAACAGAAAUAUAUAAAAAAGUAAAGAAAAACCUAAAUAAAGUAGAUAAAAUAAAUGAGGUAGACAAAAUGAAUGAAAUAUGCACAAAUAAAGGAAACCACCGCAAUGGGAAUUCAUUUCCAUUAUCUACAGAUUCUUAUGUAAAAUGUUUAAAUUAUUUAACUUUAGAAAAAAUAUUAGAAUUUGAAUUAAUAAAUAAAUUAACGAGCAAUGUAAUAAAUAAUAGAAUAAAUGUAUUUACAUAUAUUAAGAGAUUAAAUCUAGAUGAAAAAUGGGCUAAAUUGCCAAUAUAUAAAAGACAAUAUUAUUUGCAUCAAAUGAAAAAUGUUAAGCAUCUAAAUACAUCCGAUAAAAUAUACUCACCAAAUGGUAUAUACAUACAUGAAGUAGCAGCAAUUAUAUUUCAAAAUGUAUCAAAUUUAAAAACAUUAGAAUUAUUAUCACCUGAAUAUUUUAUGAGUGAUAAUACACCUAUACAUGAACCAUUUGCAUUAUGUCCAUGCGUAUUUGCAAAAUUAGAAAAAUUAACGAUUAUUGGUUGUCAAACAUUAGAAUGGUUACAUAUAUUUCGUAAUUGUUCAUUCCCAUUAUUAAAAAAAUUUGAAGUAUGCUAUUAUCCUUUACACCACGAUCAUUGGACAUGGAAAUUUGUAUUUGAUUUUACAGCAUUAGGGUUAAAAGGAUUAUAUAAUAUACUAUAUACAAUGGAGAAUUUACAAAAAUUAACCAUAGGAUUUGAUGUAUUAUUUGAUAAUAUAGAUGGUUAUAUAUUUAAUCCUUUAGAAAGCCAUAGAAAUAUAUUACAAGAAAAUAAUAUUCCGAAUAAUAAUAUUAGAUAUAGUAAUACAUUAUCUGUUCCGGUAGCUAAUGGGAAUCCGUCUAGAAAAUAUAAAAGUUAUAGAGGUAAAUUAUGUGAAGAAGAUUUUAGUGAUAUUUUUACUAUUGCUUAUUAUGUAUCUGGUAAAUCUGGAAAAUUAAAAAGAGUUAUGAUAAAAUAUAGAGAUUCAAAUGAUAAAUAUGAUGAUGAUUAUGCUGAAAAUGAAGAUACGAUUAAUGAAAUUAUUUCAGAAGCUACAAAUACCGCUUCUUCUUAUUAUAACUAUGUUUUUAAUUGGUUUCGAUCAUCCGAUGAUUCAACUUCAAGAAAUUCUAUAAAUUAA
Messenger RNA from Plasmodium berghei ANKA, 1989 nucleotides. Its product is annotated as conserved protein, unknown function. The record is from RefSeq and is a predicted model, not a curated record. NCBI's taxonomy places the organism in Eukaryota, Apicomplexa, Aconoidasida, Haemosporida, Plasmodiidae. The transcript has a single exon. Bases 1 to 1989 code for a protein of 662 amino acids.